AUGAGGCGCGUUGCACUUGCCAGUGCUGCCCUGGCCUUCUGUCUGCCCGCCCAAUGGGUGGCAGCGAUAGUGGCCAGCGCAACUCGCCUGGACUCAACGCUCAGCCAGGAGCUCCCGCACGCGCUGGCGCGAGUCAUGGCGCAUGCAACGCUCAACAAUGAUCGCCUCGCCUCGCGCAAAUGCGACCGUCCUCGCAGCCGACAGUCCACCGCCUGCUAA
Emiliania huxleyi CCMP1516 is the source of this 219-nucleotide messenger RNA. RefSeq lists its product as hypothetical. The coding region runs from base 1 to 219 and encodes 72 amino acids. The record is from RefSeq and is a predicted model, not a curated record. The transcript is spliced from 2 exons. Lineage: Eukaryota; Haptophyta; Isochrysidales; Noelaerhabdaceae.